UCAAAGAUGAUACAAUUUUGCAUCGGUUGUUUUGCUUGUGGAAAUCGUUUUCGCGUAUCGAAUACUUUCUCGUGAUUUUACAACUUGUUUUCCACCGACAUUUCGCGAACGGGAUCAAAUACGGGCAAAGGAAAACAUCGCCACUCGUUGCAUGUGUACAGUGUGUCGUUGCGUACAGCCGCGGAAAAGGAUUUCCUUCCAGCGCGAGUGCUGAAAAAUUUGCGUGUGUGCGUGUGUGUGGUUAUUAUUUUUUGUUACAUUCCCAUAAGCUUCCACCGUUUGCUAAACGCAGAUUUCUCGUCAUCCUCCCGCUACGAUGGCGAUGCUGGAGGGCACCCUGUCCAAAUGGACGAACGUCAUGAAAGGUUGGCAGUAUCGGUGGUUCGUUCUGGAUGAAAACGCCGGAUUGCUGUCGUACUAUACCUCAAAGGAAAAAAUGAUGAAAGGUGUGCGGCGCGGCUGCGUACGUCUAAAGGGUGCCAUCAUCGGUAUAGAUGACCAGGAUGUGAACACAUUUACGAUCACCGUCGAUCACAAGACGUUCCACUUUCAGGCGCGCGAUGCAGAAGAACGCGAAAAAUGGGUUCGUCGCCUGGAGGACUCGAUACUGCGACAUGCAAACCGUAGCAGAGCGCUGUGGGAUCAGCAGUAUAACAACGGCAGUGGUAGCACGAGCGCACAGAGCAGCGCGAUGGGUUUCACAUCCGGUGGUCCGGGCAGUGGCAAUGGUGUUGGUGGCGGUACACCCGGUUCCAGUAUUCGGCGCUCAAACAAUUUGGUACUGUUCGAUCGGAAGGUGACGGAAGCGGACGCAUUUCUACAGCUUAUGAUUGACCAAACAACGAAACUCGAGACGAGAUUGGAAGCGCUUGGUGAUACGGAAGAAGCGACCCACCUUAAAACUAUCAACGAGCACGUUAAUGCAAUGCUUGAUAAUAUAAAACAUUCGAUAGUCCUUCUACAGAUCGCCAAGAACACCGCAAACCCGAUCAACGGCAUCUACCAAGGUCCUAUAUGCAGUAAGUCCGAAACGGAAACCGAACCCAGCGAGUCUGGUCUGCCCGUUGGUGUGAUGUCUUCGCUACCAACCGACAUCGAGGUUGCCGACGAAUGCAGAGAAAAUUCGCGGCGUGUCAACAUUGCACAUGCUUCUAUCAGCGUGCCGGAAACGUCCUACUCAAGCUCGGAGGGCGAGGACGACUUCUUCGAUGCGAACGAUUCCCCGUUUACCUCUAGUCAAUUAAACACACCGACAAGCAAUACUCGAACCCUAUCCGAGCACACUGCCCGCUUGUCGGUGGAGGAACACUAUGCAUCGGCCGAGGACAGCACAAGCAUCUCGCUGAAGAAGCAGGACAGUCUCGUCAGCUCCAACACCACGUCCAUAUCAGCCGGACAGAGCGUCCCGCUCGUCGGUAUCGGUAGCGAUGGUGUGUCCCGACCAGGGCUCCACGAUCCACUUCCGCUCGCAUCCGGUGUGCCUCGCAAAUCGUACGACUCGAAAGCACUACCGAUCCGCACCGAUGGCAGCCUCGACUAUGAUGCCUUAUACGAAGACGAAUCCGACAACGAUCUGUCGAUGGAGUCGCACGGUUCGGUCGUUACGCAUCUGCUGUCCCAGGUGAAGAUCGGCAUGGAUCUGACGAAGGUUGUCCUGCCGACGUUUAUCCUCGAGCGGCGAUCCCUGCUGGAGAUGUACGCUGACUAUUUCGCCCAUCCGGAUCUCUUUCUACGGAUAGCGGAUCUUAAAGAGCCGCGCGAACGGAUGGUACAGGUCGUCCGAUGGUACCUAAGCGCGUACCAUGCCGGACGCAAGAGCUCUGUCGCGAAGAAACCGUACAAUCCGAUCCUGGGCGAAAUAUUCCAGUGCCACUGGGACAUUCCGGAGCUGCCAACGGGUGAUGAGACGUCAAACGUGGAGGUACAAGAUGGACCGGUGCCAUGGUGCCGUAGGGACCAACUAACCUUUAUCGCCGAGCAGGUCUCGCAUCAUCCGCCAAUAUCAGCGUUCUAUGCUGAACAUUACAACAAGAAGAUCAGCUUUUCCGCGCACGUGUGGACAAAGUCAAAGUUUCUGGGUCUUUCGAUAGGUGUGCACAACAUUGGUCAGGGCACGGUGACGCUGUGUGAUCUCAACGAGGAAUACAUCGUUACGUUUCCUAAUGGUUAUGGACGAUCCAUCCUAACGAUACCGUGGAUUGAACUCGGUGGUACGAUAACCAUCACCUGUCCACAAACGGGCUAUCGGGCGGAUAUAGACUUCAUCACGAAACCAUUCUACGGUGGCAAAAAGAAUCGAAUACAGGGCGAGAUCUAUGGACCGAACGAUAAGAAGUCCUUCAUCAGCAUCAGCGGUGAAUGGAGCGGCCUAAUGGAGUACAAAUUCAACGAUGGCAGUAAACCCUCCAAGUUUGAAACGUUCGUCGACGUUAAUAGCAUACCGAUCUACAAGAAAAAGGUACGCCCGGUGGGCGAACAGGACGAGAACGAAUCACGCAAAGUUUGGCGUGAAGUAACGGCCGGUUUAAAGAUGAACGACAUCGAAAAGGCAACGAAUGCAAAGUUUCAGGUGGAACAGAAGCAACGCGAAGAAGCCAAAGAGCGAAAGGAAACGUUCGGUGAAUGGGAAACGAAGUACUUCAAGGGUAUCGGUGAAUCGUGGAUAUACACCACGCCGCUAUUACAUAGGUUAACGCUGGAAAAACGGGAUAGCAAAAGAUAGCAAUCGAACGAACAUAACACCACCAACAAUGGUAGCACUAGCACGUAAGCAGAAACUUUGGAUAUAGAAGAUAUAUCUAUAUACAUAUACUAUACAAUAUAUACAUAUUAUACACUACACCUAGAACACACGCAACAACAAACAUGUUAAAUGAAGCUAGUAGAGAAGAAAGACGAGAACGUGUUAAGUGGAAGUAGAAAAUGCGUAACAAUUCUCUUUCAUUUACUAAUCGCUGCCAGUAAAAUACGGUUUUUGAGUAACACAGGUGCAGCAAAAGAUGCUGCAAUUUAGGUUAGGUGAGAUAGAUUAUUUGUUCUGUUAGGAGGGAGUGGUAAAAGCAAAACAAAAAGAGAAUCUUUAGCUCACGCGAAGCACACAACGUUUACACGUACUCUUUAACGCAUUUCUCAACAGUAUCUCAAUUUGUGUUUGAAGGAAAAUGAGCACAACCAAAACCGUGGCUUCUCGUGUUCUGUCCUCUAGUGAUAAUCUUUAACUUCAAUUUAUUUACCUUUUACUGUGUUUCGUUAUCUUCUCUUGCAUGUUUGAAUCAUCAUUAGUAGUAUAAUAUUUUUUGUUCGUUUUGUGUUUUUUUGUUUGUUUGUUCGUGUUUUUUAGGGUUUAUGGUUUCCUCUUUUCUUCGUCCCACUCCCUCCUCUUCGUCUCAUUGCACUACGAUGCACAUGUAGUGAAGAUUUAAUUGGCCGUUCGCUACGUCCCGGAAAAUGCUAGCAAACCCUAUAAUAGUGAUGUUGAAAUUCUCAGUUUUAGUCUAAUGUUGUUAUAGCAAACCUAACGAUAGAAAAAAAAACAAAAGAGAACGAAGAGGAUAAUCUCUAUUCGAAGGAAAACAUUUAAAAGAAAAACAAAAACAAAUGUGAUAUGCACAAAAGUAACAUAGCAAAAAUCUGCAAAAAAACACAAUUAUACUUCUACUUGCAUGCACACUCCUCCAUGGGCACGAGAAAGAAACUGUACUCCUCCGUAUGCUGCUAGAGAACUGGAGGAUUAGAAUAGAAUGAUUCGAGAUGUGGAAGAAACGAAAACCAUGCGAAAGAACUUGUUAAUAAUAGCGGCAAGCUAUUAACCCCAUGCUCAGAAAUAACAUUAUUCUGUCCGAAUUCGUAAACGGAAAAUAACGCAGUAAGUUAUGAAAUCAAAGUUAUCAUUAAAACUAACCGAACGUUGUAACGUUCUAAAAAGGUAAACAAAACAAAAAUAACACAUUAAAAAAAAAAUAUAGAAAACGUUGCAAACAUUUUCUAAGAUCUGAUACAUAGACAACCAUGGGGAAAAAAGUGUAAGAAAUGUAUGAAUAAAGCAAAGUGAAAUCGUGCAUGUUAACAAUGAACAAUAUUUUCUACUGUUUAAAAGAGAGCUACUGUUAUGAAGGUGAAGAAAAAGAGAACAAAAAUGAACAAAAUUGUGAAAGGUUAAUUCUGCCGUAAAAGCAAACACAGCAACAUCAACAAAACCAAUUGGUUUUCAUUUUGCCGAUUUCUGUAGAGAAGACAACUAAAAUGCACACAACAACAAUAAAAAGAAUUUCAACCACGCGCGCAAGUUAAGCAAAUGCGUUAACAAAAAAUAACGUCAUUCACUGUUAAAAUCGUGCGUAGAACAGAUGUAAAAUUAUAUAUUAUACACACAUACUAAUAAUAUGAAAAACACACAUACAUGAGCCUAUACUUAUAUUUUGUUCACAUUGUCGGAUCUCGAAUCGAUCGGACCGAAUCGCGAAUCGCAGCAUGAUGCAAAACACUAAACUAUAUGAAUCUUAACAGACACAAACGAAAAAGGAAAAAAACUAAUGCGCUUGUUUAUAUAGAAAAGACGAAUUAAAUUACAAUUAAGAAAGUGAAAGGAAACAGCUGCGCGUCGCAACGCGAAACAGGUCCACACAAUAUAUGGAAACAAUUAAAACAGGAAGCGAAGCAAGUGUCAGGAAGAGGAGAUCAGUUUACAACAAUGGCUAAAAUAAAGCUAAACCUACCAAUGGUACACAAAACGCUAACAGAGUAGUUCUAAAAGUAAAGCAGUUAUAAAAAUACGGCAUCAGUUACAAAACAGCAGCUAGCCUAAACACAUCAAUUGAACAUUCUCUUCCGGUAAGAAAUAGAAGACAAAAAUCCGUCAUAGCCCCCAAGUCCUGCAUCCCCUCGUUAGGAGCAUCCUUUUCCCUUGCCCAUUUCUUAACAAGCAAACCCUCCCUCCACCCGGUAUGCACAUUGUUAAAGUUUAGAACCGCAUUGUGUAGAGUAUUACCGUUAAAAACAACAAAAAAAACUAUAUCAAAGCGUAUUGUUCGCGGGAUCAUACUUGAUUGACUAAUUAAUCUUACUCUACGUAGCUGAAACGGAACUGCUAACUGAAGAUGUGUAAACGAAAGGCAUUCAAAGUGUAAAGAACAUAAGGUGAACGAGAAAGCGAGUAGGCAAAGCAGAUGGCAUCGAUUGCAAUAAACACCCAAGUGCGCGUGCGAAAGCAAAUUGCAAAAAUUAAUGUAAGCAAAAACAAAAACAUUAUAAACCACGGACAACACAAUUAUCAAAGCAAAGCAGAUAUAGCUAAAAAACAAAACAAACAAAACAACCGUUUCAAAUGAAGAAAACAACAAUUCAUACCAAAUAGAUAAAGCAUGUUAACGCCAAGGUGUCAAAGGAAAACAGAAGAAAAAACAUCCAUACAACACACACACACAGACAAAAAGGAGUAAAAAACAGCAGUGCAACAACACAUCCUCACAUACGCAUAAUUUUAAAAAUGAAAACUUUAUACACUUCCUUCCCCUGGUUAAUAAUGGAAAUAAAAAAACAAUCCUACACCAAUGCCAGAAUAAACUAA
Messenger RNA from Anopheles funestus (African malaria mosquito), 5566 nucleotides. RefSeq names its product oxysterol-binding protein-related protein 9. Lineage: Eukaryota; Metazoa; Arthropoda; Insecta; Diptera; Culicidae. Gene Ontology annotation, molecular function: sterol binding. Bases 317 to 2722 code for a protein of 801 amino acids. The record is from RefSeq and is a predicted model, not a curated record. The transcript has 15 exons. Gene Ontology annotation, cellular component: cytosol; membrane; intracellular membrane-bounded organelle.